This is a messenger RNA of Penicillium soppii, 624 nucleotides long. RefSeq names its product superoxide dismutase. Gene Ontology annotation, molecular function: superoxide dismutase activity; metal ion binding. The record is from RefSeq and is a predicted model, not a curated record. The transcript has 3 exons. Bases 1 to 624 code for a protein of 207 amino acids. Gene Ontology annotation, biological process: superoxide metabolic process. Lineage: Eukaryota; Fungi; Ascomycota; Eurotiomycetes; Eurotiales; Aspergillaceae. Gene Ontology annotation, cellular component: mitochondrion.
AUGGCGCACACACUCCCCCCGCUCCCCUACGCAUACGAUGCUCUGGAACCCAUCAUCUCAAAGCAGAUCAUGGAACUUCACCACCAGAAGCACCACCAAACCUACAUCAACAACUUGAAUGCUGCCCUCGCUGCCCAAGAGAUUGCAACGAAGUCAAAUGAUGUUCCCACCCUGAUCACUCUCCAGCAGAAGCUCCGCUUCAACGGUGGCGGCCACAUCAACCACUCCCUCUUCUGGAAGAACCUCACUCCACCCGGCACCCCGGGAAAUGAUAUCAGCCAUGCGCCUGUCCUGCGUGAGGCUAUCGCUUCUCGAUGGGGAUCCCACGAUGCCUUCGUCAAAGCCUUCAGUACUGAACUCCUCGGUCUUCAGGGUUCGGGCUGGGGCUGGCUCGUUAGUAAGGGUGGAGCUAAGGGGCGACUUGAGAUUCAAACUACCAAGGAUCAGGAUCCUGUCAAUGCUCCCGAUGUCCCUAUUUUCGGAGUUGAUAUGUGGGAACAUGCAUACUAUCUCCAGUACCUCAACAAUAAGGCUGGGUAUGUCGAGGGCAUUUGGAAGAUUAUCAACUGGGCGGAAUCCGAGAAGCGCUACACUGCCGAUGUUGAGAAUCCUCUGAAGCUGUGA